This is a messenger RNA of Owenia fusiformis, 1767 nucleotides long. Lineage: Eukaryota; Metazoa; Annelida; Polychaeta; Sabellida; Oweniidae. The record is from the annotation of a GenBank genome assembly.
UAUCUUGAACUUCGAUUCAAUAGGACUGUUACAACAAUGGCCGUAAUCACAUAUUCAUUUCAAAUAUUGGUUUUCAUAUCCAUUCAGUUGUACGCAUCAUCGAUUACACUUUCACAAGGGUGGUAUGAAAGCAGUGCUCUGGGCUGAUUCGUUACAACUUUGCCUUAUUUUAUGUGGAUCCCUUGCCUUAGUGAUACAAGGGUCCAUCAACCUUGGUGGUAUUGAUAAAGUUUUUAAUAUAGCAACUGAUCAUGGCAGGAUUGAAUUCGAUGAGUUGGAUCCAAAUCCUACAACGCGUCAUUCUGUGUGGGGCCUGACAAUUGGGAUGGUUUUUUUUCUUGCUGCGUCAUUCUCGACUAACCAGCAUUCCGUGCAGCGUUAUCUUACGUUGGGUACGAAAAUACGGGGUCAAGGGGUGUUGUAUCUGAAUAUUAUCUUAUCAGCCAUAUUUGGAUCAAUUAACAUCAUGGUAGGAAUCGUGAUGUUUGCCACAUAUGCUUCAUGUGAUCCUAUCAAACUCGGAAAAGUUGAGAAGGUCGAUCAGAUGCCGGCAUAUUUAGUGGUGGACCUGUUCGGUCAUUUAAGAGGAAUGUCAGGACUGUUUAUUGUAACGGUGAUAGCAGCUGCAAUGAGCACAAUGUCAUCUGGGCAAAAUGCAUUGGCGGCAGUGUUUCUAGAAGACGUCACGAAACCAAUUUAUAAAGCUAUUCAUAAGAAACCGAUUUCGGAAAGAUUUGCUACCAAUAUCACAAAAUGCUUCGGUAUAUUCUUCGGACUUGCCACAAUAGCUGUUACAUUUUUACUAACGGAAACGCAAGAAACAGUACUGAAUAUAGCAUGGAAGCUGUUGGGCAUCUUAGGCGGACCUAUCUUUGCAAUGUUCACAUUUGGAAUCCUAUUUCCUUGUGCAAAUUCAUGGGGGGUAGCAACUGGCCUUAUAGCAAGUCUUGGUGUCUUAAUCUGGAUUAAUGCUGGAGUUCUCAUGUUCAAAAUUCGCCUUGAAAAUCUACCAACUGAUAUUUCUGGAUGUGGAAACAUUUCCAAUUUCACCACAACAUCAGUGGAUCCUUUCAACACAACAUCAACAGGUUCUUUCAACACGUCACCAUUGGGCCCGGUUAUUACUACUUCAUACUCUAGCGUAGGUGAUACAAAACAGGAUGAUGAGCCAGAUAUUUUCAACUGGUAUAAAGUAUCAUAUGUUUGGUACACGCUGAUUGCGCUGAUUGUGAUGCUUAUUGUUGGACUUCCCGUAAGCCUCAUUGCAAAUUGCGCAAAGGGAGGAUAUGAAGUGAAAGACGAAAGGCUGCUAUGGACAGGUUGUAGAUCAUGGAAGAAGAUGUCAUUCUCAAAACCAAUGAAUGAAGUCUCGAGUUUAAAGAAUGAUAUCAUUAGAUCAAGAGAUGGACAGGCAUCACAUACUCAUGGAAUGAAUAAUGCAGGAUUUAAUGAUUCCACGAGACUUUGAAUUAUUUUAUUUUUAUUUAAAUUAAUUUGCACAUCAGUGAUGGAGUAGAGUACCGCUGUUCUAAUGCGGGACGUAAUCCCAGGAACAAUAUAAUCUGUGGUGGAUCUGACGAAAACAGAACAAGUUACACCUUUAACCCAUAUUAACAUGCUAUCAAUAAAUAAAUUGACAAAAACACAUUGUGUGUAUAUCAGUGCUAGACGACCUGCCUAUUCAUUUUUUAGAUUAAAGACUGAGUAUCAGACCUUGAAGAGAGUUAAUGAGAUGAUGUUUCUAGCAAUAUAUUCCUUACAAUCUCA